This is a messenger RNA of Salvelinus namaycush (lake trout), 1887 nucleotides long. RefSeq names its product zinc finger protein 239-like. Gene Ontology annotation, molecular function: DNA-binding transcription factor activity, RNA polymerase II-specific; RNA polymerase II cis-regulatory region sequence-specific DNA binding. Gene Ontology annotation, biological process: regulation of transcription by RNA polymerase II. The record is from RefSeq and is a predicted model, not a curated record. Bases 27 to 953 code for a protein of 308 amino acids. Lineage: Eukaryota; Metazoa; Chordata; Actinopteri; Salmoniformes; Salmonidae. The transcript has a single exon.
AACCAGACUCUCACUCUGACCACGGGAUGAGUCCUUCAGUGGAACCAGACCCAAAGACGUCCAAACCAGCAAGACCACACCAUUGCUCCCAGUGUGGAAAGAGUUUUACUAAGUUACGAAACCUAAAAGAGCAUGAGAGGACACACACAGCAGAAAAGCCUUUCCAAUGUUUGCAGUGUACAAAGAGUUUCUGCUGGUUAGGGAAGCUAAAAGUACAUGAGAGAAUACACACAGGAGAAAAACCUUACCACUGCUCUCAGUGUGGAACAAGUUUUACCCAAUUAGGGACCCUAAAAACACAUGAGAAAAUACACUCUGGAGUGAAGCCUUACCACUGCUCUCAGUGUGGAACUAGUUUUACCCGGUCAAGGGACCUGAAAGAGCAUGAAAGAAUACACACAGGAGAGAAGCCUUACCACUGCUCACAAUGUGGAAAAACGUUUACCUGGUUAGGUAGCUUGAAAACGCAUGAGAGGACACACACAGGUGAGAAGCCUUACCACUGUUCCCACUGUGGAAAGAGCUUUCCCCUAUUGGGGAAUCUGAACAACCAUGAGAGAACGCACACGGGAGAGAAGCCUUACCACUGCUCCCAUUGUGGAAAGGGUUUUGGACAGUUGGGGCAUUUAAAAGUGCAUGAAAGAACACACACAGGAGAGAUGCCUUACCAGUGCUCCCAUUGUGAAAAGGGUUUUGGACAAUUGGGGCAUCUAAAAGUGCAUGAAAGAACACACACAGGGGAGAAGCCUUAUCAAUGCUCCCAUUGUGGAAAGGGUUUUACCCAAGUAGGGAGCCUGAAAACACAUGAAAGAACACACACAGGAGAGAAGCCUUACCAAUGCUCGCAUUGCGGAAAGGGUUUUACCCAGUUAGGGAGCCUGAAAUCACAUCAGAGGAUACAUACACGGGAGAAGAAGACCCCAGGAAGGGCAGCUGCUAAUGGGGAUCCAUAAUAAAAAAAUAAAAAAUACAAUACUCCCAGUGUGGAAAUAGUGUUGGACAAUUAGAGCACCUGAAAUCACAUGAGUUACUAGAGACUGUGUUCUGAGUUAUGUUUUUGACUGAGAAAGUGUUUUUGUUCAUGCCACAUGAAACCUAAUUGUCUGAAAGAUGGGGUUUUUCCCAGUACAAAUUUGAUUAAAAUGUUAAAAUGUGUAUUUUAUUUUGAUUAUGAACUUUGAUUGAUCGGAUACAAGUAUAAACCUUUAGAUAUUGCUUGCUAUAUGAUUUUGAUAUUUAAAAAUGUAAACUAUUCAAUAUAUUAAUAAAAUGUACAUUUCUUGACUAACCUUGAAACCUCUUGAAUUUAGUUUGAUUUAUUUUAGUUAAUUUGUGUACUCAUAAGAGCUAUAUUGUGUAUAGAAAAGUAAAUAUAUUGGAAAUGUAUAUAAAAUAGCUUGGUUGAUUUAUGAUUGUGGAGAAUGAUCUAGAAUUAUGUAGAAAUGCGUAUUAAUGUAUGGAAACCAGGCCAGGAGUUUUUGUAUGGAGAUCAAUGAGAAAGUUUUGAAUCUGGUAAACAAAAACAUUAAUGGAUUAUUUGCUCCAUGUGCAUUUGAUAUAAUAUACAUUUUGUAAUGCUUAAGUUGUUAGGAGUGUACUAACGUAAGUAGGACACGUGACAUCCCGGCAACUUUAUAUCGGAGUUUUGCCUGUUGUUUACACACGUAUCUGCCCUCUCAUUGGCUACAAUUGUCCCACCUGGUCUUGCCUCCUCCCGACUGCCUUCCAUUUUUGAAGACAUUUAUUUUCAUUGUUAAAGCGGCCACUUGAGUAUAUGGACAAUAUAAUGGAUAAUCUGUGGUUGAGCUAAUUAGGACAGCUGAUUGGGGCUUGAUAUAUAUAUAUAUAUAUAUCAUACUGUGUUUUAUACCAUCUAUUGCAUCUUGC